Molossus molossus (Pallas's mastiff bat) is the source of this 5365-nucleotide messenger RNA. It is a transcript of the gene STXBP5, whose product is annotated as syntaxin binding protein 5. Gene Ontology annotation, biological process: regulation of protein secretion; regulation of exocytosis. The coding region runs from base 192 to 3644 and encodes 1150 amino acids. Lineage: Eukaryota; Metazoa; Chordata; Mammalia; Chiroptera; Molossidae. Gene Ontology annotation, molecular function: syntaxin binding; myosin II binding; GTPase activator activity. Gene Ontology annotation, cellular component: SNARE complex; plasma membrane; cytoplasm. The record is from RefSeq and is a predicted model, not a curated record. The transcript is spliced from 28 exons.
UCUCGUCGCCGCAGUAUUUCCUGUUUGGAUUAUCUUUUGCUUCUCCCCAGCUGCCUCCUUCCUCUCACACUCCCACUCACCCCCCGCUCCUCCGGCUCCUCCGUCGAAGCUGCCCUCGGCCCGGGCUGGUUCCUCCCGCCCGCGGGCGCCCCGGCCGCCCCUCCCGGGCCGCAGGCGAGCCCCCCGGGACCAUGAGGAAAUUCAACAUCAGGAAGGUGCUGGACGGCCUGACCUCGUCCUCGGCCUCGCAGCAGCCGCCGCCGCCGCAGCACACGCCGGGGACCCGGGAGCCCGAGAUCCAGGAGACGCUCCAGUCCGAGCACUUCCAGCUCUGCAAGACUGUUCGCCAUGGAUUUCCCUAUCAACCCUCAGCCCUGGCCUUUGAUCCUGUACAGAAGAUCCUGGCAGUGGGAACUCAGUCUGGUGCUUUGAGGCUCUUUGGUCGUCCAGGAGUAGAAUGUUAUUGCCAACAUGACAGUGGAGCUGCAGUAAUCCAGCUCCAGUUCCUGAUUAAUGAGGGAGCUCUUGUGAGUGCCUUGGCUGAUGACACCUUACAUUUAUGGAAUUUACGUCAAAAAAGACCUGCCAUACUACAUUCACUUAAAUUUUGCAGAGAAAGGAUUACAUUUUGCCAUUUGCCUUUCCAGAGUAAGUGGCUCUAUGUGGGCACUGAACGAGGUAAUAUACAUAUUGUCAAUGUGGAGUCCUUCUCACUCUCAGGCUACGUCAUUAUGUGGAAUAAAGCCAUUGAACUGUCAUCUAAAUCUCAUCCAGGACCUGUUGUCCAUAUAAGUGAUAAUCCAAUGGAUGAAGGAAAGCUUUUGAUUGGCUAUGAAUCUGGAACAGUAGUAUUAUGGGACCUAAAAUCAAAGAAAGGUGACUACAGAUACACAUAUGAUGAGGCUAUCCACUCUGUGGCUUGGCAUCAUGAAGGAAAACAAUUUAUUUGUAGUCAUUCAGAUGGCACCUUGACUAUAUGGAAUGUGAGGUCCCCUGCUAAACCUAUACAGACAAUCACUCCACAUGGAAAACAGUUAAAGGAUGGGAAGAAGCCAGAACCAUGCAAACCUAUCCUCAAGGUGGAAUUCAAAACGACUAGAUCUGGGGAACCUUUUAUUAUUUUAUCAGGAGGUUUGUCAUAUGAUACUGUAGGAAGAAGACCUUGCUUAACAGUUAUGCAUGGGAAAAGUACUGCUGUGCUAGAAAUGGACUAUUCCAUUGUUGAUUUUCUAACUCUUUGUGAAACACCAUACCCAAAUGAUUUUCAGGAACCAUAUGCUGUGGUGGUUCUUCUAGAAAAGGAUUUAGUACUGAUAGACCUUGCACAAAAUGGAUAUCCUAUAUUUGAAAAUCCCUACCCUUUGAGUAUACAUGAAUCCCCUGUUACAUGUUGUGAAUAUUUUGCUGAUUGUCCUGUGGACCUUAUUCCUGCACUUUAUUCUGUUGGAGCUAGACAGAAACGUCAAGGUUACAGCAAAAAGGAAUGGCCCAUCAAUGGAGGUAAUUGGGGCUUGGGUGCUCAAAGUUACCCAGAAAUAAUUAUUACAGGGCAUGCUGAUGGGUCUAUUAAGUUCUGGGAUGCUUCUGCAAUAACUCUACAAGUAUUAUAUAAACUAAAGACAGCUAAAGUAUUUGAAAAGUCAAGAAAUAAAGAUGACAAGCCAAACACAGACAUUGUAGAUGAAGAUCCGUAUGCCAUUCAGAUCAUCUCCUGGUGUCCCGAAAGUAGAAUGCUAUGCAUAGCCGGUGUUUCAGCUCAUGUCAUUAUUUACAGAUUCAGCAAACAAGAAGUUAUUGUAGAAGUCAUCCCGAUGCUUGAAGUUCGAUUGUUGUAUGAGAUCAAUGAUGUGGAAUCCCCGGAGGGUGAGCAGGCACCACCUCUGCCGACACCAGUGGGGGCUCCCAGUCCUCAGCCCAUCCCUCCUCAGUCUCACCCUUCCACCAGCAGCAGCUCCUCUGAUGGCCUUCGAGAUAAUGUCCCUUGUUUAAAAGUUAAAAAUUCACCACUUAAACAGUCACCAGGUUAUCAGACAGAACUAGUUAUUCAGUUGGUAUGGGUGGGUGGAGAACCACCACAACAAAUAACCAGCCUGUCAGUCAAUUCUUCCUAUGGAUUGGUAGUUUUUGGCAAUUGUAAUGGCAUUGCAGUUGUUGACUACCUACAGAAAGCAGUACUCCUCAACCUGGGCACUAUUGAAUUAUAUGGCUCUAAUGAUCCUUAUCGGAGAGAACCCCGGUCUCCUCGUAAAUCUCGACAACCUUCAGGAGCAGGUCUGUGUGAUAUUAGUGAAGGUACUGUAGUUCCAGAGGAUCGCUGCAAAUCUCCAACUUCCGGUUCGUCAUCACCACACAAUUCAGAUGAUGAACAAAAAAUGAAUAAUUUUAUAGAAAAGGUGAAGACCAAAAGCAGAAAGUUUUCCAAGAUGGUAGCCAAUGAUAUAGCAAAGAUGUCAAGGAAGUUAAGCUUGCCUACUGACCUAAAGCCUGACUUAGAUAUAAAAGAUAAUUCCUUCAGCCGGUCCCGGAGUUCCAGCGUAACCAGCAUUGAUAAAGAAUCUCGAGAAGCAAUCUCUGCUCUCCAUUUUUGUGAAACUUUUACUCGAAAGGCAGAUUCGUCUCCUUCCCCAUGUUUAUGGGUUGGUACCACGCUGGGAACAGUGCUUGUCAUUGCACUAAACCUUCCCCCAGGAGGAGAGCAAAGACUUCUUCAGCCAGUAAUUGUAUCUCCGAGUGGUACUAUAUUGAGGUUAAAAGGGGCGAUCCUGAGAAUGGCAUUCCUAGACACCACUGGCUGCUUAGUGCCACCUGCAUUUGAAUCCUGGAGAGAACUCAGUGUUCCUGAAGAAAAAGAUGAAAAGGAGAAAUUGAAAAAAAGACGACCGGUCUCUGUAUCCCCUUCCUCUUCUCAGGAACUUAGUGAAAACCAGUACGCAGUGAUAUGUUCUGAAAAGCAAGCAAAAGUAAUCUCACUGCCAGCUCAGAACUGUGCUUAUAAGCAAAACAUUACAGAGACCUCAUUUGUUCUUCGCGGAGAUGUUGUGGCAUUGAGUAACAGCAUCUGCCUUGCCUGUUUCUGUGCCAAUGGACAUAUUAUGACUUUUAGUUUGCCAAGUUUAAGGCCUCUGUUGGAUGUGUAUUACUUGCCCCUUACCAAUAUGCGGAUAGCCAGAACGUUCUGCUUCACCAACAAUGGGCAAGCAUUGUAUCUUGUUUCACCUACAGAGAUCCAGAGACUCACUUACAGCCAAGAGACCUGUGAAAAUCUUCAGGAAAUGUUGGGUGAACUCUUCACUCCUGUAGAAACACCUGAAGCACCAAACAGGGGAUUCUUUAAAGGUUUAUUUGGCGGUGGUGCCCAAUCUCUUGAUAGAGAAGAACUAUUUGGAGAACUGUCCUCAGGAAAGGCUUCAAGAAGUCUUGCACAGCAUAUCCCUGGUCCUGGUGGCAUUGAAGGCGUGAAAGGAGCUGCAUCUGGAGUCGUUGGUGAAUUGGCACGAGCCAGGUUGGCACUAGAUGAAAGAGGGCAGAAACUGGGUGACCUGGAAGAAAGAACCACAGCCAUGUUAUCCAGUGCAGAUUCAUUUUCUAAACAUGCUCAUGAGAUGAUGUUGAAAUACAAAGAUAAGAAGUGGUACCAGUUCUGACCACCAGAAGUCCAACUAAGUCCAACUUCAGCCAAAAGGAAAAAGAAUUUUCCUCUUUCAUUUCAUUGAUUUUAGUUUAGGAAAGUUAACAUGAAAGGGUGUUCGUCACUGGAGACUAUUCUUUCCUAGCACAGUCAUGCACUGUUUUACCUCGGUCCUGUGGCUUUAACAGGCGUGUUCACACACUCGGUGUGGAGCAGAGGCUGUGUGCCCGCUCCGACAUAGCAGUCUGGGAACUGAGCAGGGCACACUUUACAGAUGAAGAAACAAAGGGGGAUGCUGAGGCAUGGCAGGGGCUGUUCCUGGAUCAUUCCUGUGUUAAACUUUCAUAUGCCAAAAGAGUUAUGCUGUUGUGUCUGCCAUCAGUGUUUGACCUUUGAGGGAGAGGCAAGAAGUGAGAAGUUCUGAAGCUGAAAUGGUGGUUUGUCUCACUGAGUGAAUUAUAAACAGCUGUCUUGGACUUUCCCUCCCUUAAACUGACUGGUCAUCAGUAUCAUUAGUGAAAAAAGAAAAACUGUUUGUUACCAUAUCUUUAGACAGAUAAGCUGAAUGGUGGGCUUUAAAUAAUAAAAACAUACACACAGUUGACUUGUGUAUGGGCUACUCUUGGAUUCUUGUUAUUGUAUACUUGUGUUUAGUCCAUAUUUUGUCAAAAGCAAAACAAGGUGAUACAUCACUUUUCAUUGAAAAGAAAAGUGUAGAGCAUGACUGAACUGCUCAUCGUUCUAGGAGUUUCCAUGUGGUGGCUAAACAGUGUGGAAAAGUGAGAAAAACCUCCGUUGUGGUGAGGAGAAUACUUCAAUGCCCCUCGUCCUUGUUCUCAUUAAUUCAGCUAAAGAUGGAUUUGACCAAAAUAGUUACCAGUUACAUUUGUAGAAAUGUUGAAAUUGGCUAAGUUUUUCAUUUUGCUUGAAUUUUUAUAAAAUGUUUAACCAAAUAUACCUUUGCAUUAUUUAAUUAAAAUUGCUUUAUAAAUGUUUCAUUAUUUCAGUCAAGUGCUCAGCUCCCUUUUCAAAAUGCCCUUGAUUUGCUGACAGUUCCAGUACACUCAGGUGAUGAGCCAGUUAAAUCUCAGCGCACAUGCUGUCGCAUGGAGAACCACAAGCAUCUGUCGUCAAUAAUUACUUAUAUACGAGUCUAGUCUGAUGACCUACAAAACAUUUCCUGUAGAAAUAACACUAUACAUCUGUACAUGUCCUUUCAAGGUUUUCAAAAGCCCAACGAAAGGAAAAUAUGUGCAUUUUUGUAACUAAAUUAUUUCUGUAUUGGAAUAUAAUGCAAAUGAGACUGGCAGUGGACAAUAUAUGUUUGAUUCCCAAAAUAGCAUUACAGACAGAAAGGAUGCAAUUCGGUAGACCUUGGAAGGAAGGAAUUUCAUAACACAGGCAUCUGAGAUUAUUAUUGAUUGUUAUUAAAGCAACAAAGGAAGAGCAAAACAGAAGCAUUACCCUUAAUGAAAUUUAAAUAUUUUUUUUCUACAAAGAAAUUGUUUAAAACCGUUUUCUUUUUUCAUUGAGAUAAUUAGAGCACAAAUUGAUAGCAAACAUGAUGGUUGUUUUUUCUAUUCCAUAUGAUCAUUAAAGGUACCUGUAGAACACCUUGAUUCCAUGCAGUCUGUUAUGCAUCGUUUCCUCUUCACUGUUUGUUUACAUUUUAUAACGUGCACUACGGGAUACAGAUGUUUACAUUAAAAUUUACUUUAAAUAUCAUUAGAGAGGGAC